AUGAAGACUGUCAGCUCACAAGCUGCUGCCCUCGUGGCCCAGCGAGGAUCACCCCUGGAUCAGACCCUCAUGGCGAGGUGCUGGGGUUUGGAGGACGCAGACUCAUGGUCCUGGCCUGCAAGAGGGACUGCUCACAAGCAGCCAGCACUUGCUUCAGAUAGUAUUGAAUUGGAUCCAGCUUUUGGGCAAAUCACAGUUUUUUUCUUUCCUGACAUCAACUUAAGAGUGACUAUCCACAUGGUACAAAAGAUGGUUUCAAUUUUACUGCUUCCAAUAAAGCCAUGAUCUGACAGUAAUACAUACAUUGGGAAAAAGAUUUUUCGUGUUAAAAAUCCUUAUGUGUAUUCUAUGGAUGAAGACAUUCUCUAUCAUAUGGAUUUAGGAAGAAAAACACACUCUCUCCCUGCUUCUGUUUCUGAUGUUUAUUUUGUCUGCAUUUGUUGGAGCCCCAGGAGCAUGGAAGUGUUCGCCCUGUUUCUGCACAAGGCAGCAGAGGAAAGUGUAGAGGAUAUAAAGGACAGCUGUGGAGACAGGGAUUGUAGGUACAAAACUGGUCCUGUGCUCUCCAUCAGUCAUGGCAUGGGCCUCCCCUCCGUUUCUAUUAUGCUUCAUGAACUCAUCAAAUUACUGCACCUUGACAGGAGCUACAACGUUACUAUGAUUGGGAGAAUAGAUGAGAGGGGUUGAUUCGGGAUUGCACAGGCAUCUGUGGUAAUAAUGGAUACAAUCAUAGACUCUUUCUUUAAGCCCCAUUUGAACAGGUAACUUGGUAACUUCGUCCUCCGAAGUACUGAACUUGACAAGCAACUGUAGGAGGAACUAUUCAACUGUAGCAAAGAAAUUCCCGACUUCCCAACCCUCAUUGGACAUACACCGUGUACUUAUGAUUUUUAUAAAGGCCAGGGUCGACUAGAUGGAGCACUGGGCUCCUCUUCCAGAAAAAAGUUAGAUUAAUUGAAGAGAGCAUGCAAAGCCAGUGUCAGCAAUAUUAAAAUGGAAUCUACAGUGUUUGUGGGCACGUGUAGACUUUGUGGUCUAAAAUCUGCUGUAGUUGUUGUGACACUUCUCAACAGACUUGAAUGUGACCAGAUCAAUGUGGUCCCUGAUGUUCUGGUGGAGUACCAGCAACAGCCUCAGUUCCUAAUCUCCUAUUUCAUCAGACAAUGGCUUGGACUUCCUGACCAGACAUCACAACUGGGCAGCCCAAUCUUUCCCGAGAGAAAGUUCACACUAUGUGGCCUGAUAGAAUUAAGCCCGCCGGUCGGCAUUUCUACACGGACUUCUCUGUUCUACAAGAGGAGUCAAGUGGCUCUAAGAAUCAGAGCAAAGGAGUUGGGUAUGGACAGAGGAAAGCCAGGGGCAUCAGAUGAACCUGAGAACUCUAAGAGAGCCAAGAAGUACUCACUGGAAACUUCAGCUGAAACUGAGAGUUCUACACUCUCUAAUAAUGAGUACUACAAAGAGUUUGCAGUAAAAUCUGAAGGGGUUGGAGAAGUCUGGGCCCCAUGA
Molecule: messenger RNA, 1509 nt
Organism: Equus quagga
Lineage: Eukaryota; Metazoa; Chordata; Mammalia; Perissodactyla; Equidae
Gene: UPP2
Product: uridine phosphorylase 2
Biological process (GO): uridine catabolic process; nucleotide catabolic process
Cellular component (GO): cytosol; cytoplasm
Molecular function (GO): uridine phosphorylase activity
Source: RefSeq, a predicted model, not a curated record